This is a messenger RNA of Pieris napi, 720 nucleotides long. It is a transcript of the gene mRpL23, whose product is annotated as probable 39S ribosomal protein L23, mitochondrial. NCBI's taxonomy places the organism in Eukaryota, Metazoa, Arthropoda, Insecta, Lepidoptera, Pieridae. Gene Ontology annotation, molecular function: structural constituent of ribosome. Gene Ontology annotation, cellular component: mitochondrial large ribosomal subunit; ribosome. The record is from RefSeq and is a predicted model, not a curated record. The transcript has 3 exons. Gene Ontology annotation, biological process: mitochondrial translation. The coding region runs from base 197 to 649 and encodes 150 amino acids.
UAGUUUUAUCUGUAGCAUUACUGCAUUUCGCAUUAUAGGCAGCGGCCAGCGCCAAAUAAAUAUAACCUAUUACCUAACAAAAAAAAAACAUUCUUAAUUAUUUACUAUAUUUACCUAUACAACAUAAAAUACAUUAAUUAAAUCCAAAAAUAUUUACUCUGCACCUAUUUUUUACCACCCACGGCCUUUCCAUAAAAUGUCUACUCGCUGGUAUCCAAUUUAUCAAAGGGGCAACCCACAACUUCGUGUAUUUUUACCAAAUUUUUGGAUGAAAUUAGUACAUCCACCUCCUCGGCAACAACCAAAUAUUGUUCAUUUUCAAUGUUCUAUGGAAAUGACUAAACAUGAUAUAAAAAACUAUUUAGAGAAGAUUUACAAUGUACCUGUAGUACAUGUUAGAACAAAAAUUUCACUUGGGAAAUUCAGAAAGGAUAUUGGCAAAGGUUAUGUUGUCAAGGAUGAUGAUAUAAAGACUGCAUUUGUUACUUUGCCUAAAACUACAACAUUUGAAUUUCCCAACAUAUUUGAAAAAAAGAAAGGUGGUGUAGAGGAUGAUUUGAAAUCUUUAGAAGAAACAAAGAAAACAUUUAAACAAUAUAUUGAUCGCAACAGGGAUAGAAGUGAUAUACCUAGCUGGUUUUCCAUUUGAUUAUUAAAUGUAAUGUUGUACAUAGCUAGUCUUAAUUAUAAUAGAGAACAUUAAAUAUGGUUAAUAGUCAA